UUACGUGGCCUCAGUGAAGCAGGCCAACAAAGAGUUAAUAAAAUUUAUAACAUUCCAAUAAGUUAUUGAUUAAAUUACUUCAAAUAGAAAAAUGUUUAUAAAAGAAAGAAAUAUACUUACAUUAAAAUGGUUUAUUUGUGCUUGCCUUUUAAUCAGUAAAGUCGAAUCCACCAUAUCGCCCGGAGAUAAAUCACAAAAGCAACCCAAACCACUGAAAGUUAAAACCGGCCCAAGGGAGGAAAGCGUUUUUGAUUUAGACUUAAUUGAUAUAGAACCAUCCGCCAAAGAAAUUAUUAUUAAUAGUGGCUCAUAUUAUAAAGAUACAUCAGCUCGGCGUUUCAAUGGCACUGUUUUGGGUUUUGUGACACCGUGGAAUUCGCAUGGUUACGAAAUAGCGACAACAUUUGGAAAGAAAUUUGAUAUUUUUUCGCCGGUAUGGUUUCAAAUUGUCAAGCAAGAUGGUAAAUAUAAAGUAAAUGGACUUCAUGACAUUGACGCCAAAUGGAUGAAAGACGUUCGUACUAAAGGAAAAAACGAUCAAAGAUCCAUACAAUUCUUCCCUCGUUUUCUAUUUGAAAAUUUCAGUGAUAAUGACUUUACAUCAUUAUUAUCAUCCGAUCAAGAAAUUACAAAGGUUUCUGAAUUGUUAAGAAAAACAUGUACACAACACAAAUUCGAAGGCAUUGUUCUCGAAUACUGGCUGCAGCUUGGUGGGCGAGUAGCAAAUAAGUUCUUACAAAAACUUGCCAUUUCGAUAAGCAAAGCCUUAGCUAAAGAUAAUUUAAAACUUAUUUUGGUUAUACCACCUUAUCGCCCUCAAUUGGUUAAUAUGUUCAAUGACUACCACUUGGAUAAAUUAUACCGGUAUGUCUAUGCCUUUUCAUUGAUGACGUAUGACUACUCAACAGUCCAACGUCCUGGUGCUAAUUCUCCACUACAUUGGAUUAAACAGUCUAUUGAGCAUAUAUCACCAGACAAUACAAAUGAUUUGAUUGAAAAGCGUAAAAAAAUUCUGAUGGGUCUGAACAUGUACGGCAAUGACUAUACGCCAGAUGGUGGUGGUCCAAUAGUUGCCGGUCAGUAUUUGGAUUUGUUGCGCAACGUAAAAAAACGUUUAACGUAUGAUGAACAUGACGUGGAAAACUUUUUUGAAAUAAGAACAAAUACCGGGCGACAUUAUGUUUUUUAUCCAACUCUUUUCUCCUUAAAUGAACGUAUUAAACUUGCACAAGAGAUGGGCGUUGGUAUAUCAGUUUGGGAAUUGGGACAAGGAUUGGAUUACUUCUAUGAUCUUCUUUAAGUAGCCUACAUUUAAUUGCUUGCAAAACAAAUGCUAAAUACCUGUUUGUAUGAAAAUAUAAUUGCUUUUGCAAUUUAAUAAAUGAACAUUGCUAGUUCCGCAUUAAAUAA
Messenger RNA from Calliphora vicina (urban bluebottle blowfly), 1410 nucleotides. Its product is annotated as chitinase domain-containing protein 1. The record is from RefSeq and is a predicted model, not a curated record. The coding region runs from base 92 to 1300 and encodes 402 amino acids. Gene Ontology annotation, biological process: carbohydrate metabolic process. Gene Ontology annotation, cellular component: endomembrane system. The transcript is spliced from 4 exons. Lineage: Eukaryota; Metazoa; Arthropoda; Insecta; Diptera; Calliphoridae. Gene Ontology annotation, molecular function: oligosaccharide binding; chitin binding.